Messenger RNA from Ostreococcus tauri, 1377 nucleotides. Its product is annotated as Radical SAM. Lineage: Eukaryota; Viridiplantae; Chlorophyta; Mamiellophyceae; Mamiellales; Bathycoccaceae. Gene Ontology annotation, biological process: tRNA methylation; rRNA base methylation. The record is from RefSeq and is a predicted model, not a curated record. The transcript has a single exon. Bases 1 to 1377 code for a protein of 458 amino acids. Gene Ontology annotation, molecular function: iron-sulfur cluster binding; RNA methyltransferase activity.
AUGCCGCACGCGAGGGCGACGACGCCGACGACGCGCGCGCACGUGACGCGCGCGAUGACGCCGAGACGCGGGCGGCGUCGGGGACGCGUCGCGCGGGCGAAGGUGCAUCGAUUCGCCGCCGCCGGCUCGAGCGAAAACCAACUCGGUGACGACGACGAUGACGCCGACGACGCGCUGGCGCCCACGUCGGUGCCGCGAAACGCGGGCGUGCGCGAUGGACCGUGGGCGAAGGCGGACGCGCGGGCGGUGACGGAGUCGAUCGCGGACGCGGAGGAGACGCUGCGACGGGCCAAGGCGAGCGCGGACGGCGGCGUCUCGCUCUUGGGUCUGACCAAGCGGGAGCUGGAGGCGCUGGCUGUCGAGCGAGGGAUGCCGAAGUUUCGAGGGAAGCAGAUGGCGGAUCACCUGUACGCGGCGAACGGGACGAGCGCGCGUUCGGUGGAUGAAUUCACGACGCUGAGCAAGGCGCUUCGGGCGGAGCUGGUGGCAGCUGGCGUGCGCGUGGGACGGUCGAGCGUGCAUCACGUCGCGGCGGCGACGGAUGGGACGGCGAAGCUAUUAUUGCGACUGGACGACGAUCGCGUGGUAGAGACAGUGGGUAUUCCAGCGACGGAGGGUGGGAAGAAUAGGCUCACCGCGUGCGUGUCGUCACAGGUGGGAUGCCCGAUGCGGUGCACGUUUUGUGCCACUGGCAAGGGUGGGUUCGCGCGGAACCUCGCCCCCCACGAGAUUGUGGAUCAAGUUCUUGCGUUAGAAGAGCACUUCGGGCAGCGCGUGACGAACGUCGUGUUCAUGGGCAUGGGUGAACCGCUGUUGAAUGUCCCGAACGUGUUGAAGGCGCACGAGGUACUCAACAAGGAGAUCGGUAUCGGCGCCAGACACAUCACCAUCUCCACCGUGGGCGUACGGGGAUCGAUCGAGAAACUUGCGUACGCGCAACUUCAAUCCGUGCUUGCGGUGAGUCUGCAUGCGCCGAAUCAAGAGCUGCGAGAGACCAUCAUUCCGAGCGCGAAGGUGUACCCAAUGGAAGACUUACUGCAAGAUUGCGAGCAGUACUUCAUCGCGACCGGACGUCGAGUGACGUUCGAGUACACUCUUCUUGGAGGCGUGAACGACCAGCCUGAGCACGCGAAGGAGCUCGGACGACUGUUGUACGCACGAAAUUUGGCUUCACACGUCAAUCUCAUCCCGUACAACCCCGUGGACGACGCCGACUUCAAGCGUCCGAGUAGAGCAACCGUGUACGCUUUCCGAGACGUGCUCGAACAAGAACGUGUCCCGGCAUCGAUUCGGCAGACUAGAGGUCUCGAGGCUGCGGCCGCGUGCGGGCAAUUAAGGAACGCGUAUCAGAAGAACGCGAUGACGGCAAGUGCGUAA